AUUCCUUUAAAAAAAAUCCAAAAAAUUAACUCUUUUUCCUCUUCUAUUAUCACAAACUGUGGAUCACAGACUGAUCUAAGUGCAUCAUCCCUUCUAAACGAAGGGAAAAAAAGAUCAGGAAUAUGAGUCAUUAUGUAAGUCUUUCUUGCUUGGCAAACCAAGUUUUUGACAAGGUUUUUGAUCCAAUUUUUACGUACCUUGUCAUAUAUCCAAUCACUGCUCUGUACUUGUGGAAGCAAAAUGUUAAGAAGCUGAAGCUUAAAGUGGAUGUGCAGCUGGUCAAUAAAAGAACGGACGUGAAGAACAAAGUUGAUGAAGCUGAGCAACGGGGGGAGGAGAUUUCCAACGAGGUCAAGCAGUGGAUGAAUGAUGUGGACGAGCACAUUAGUGGAAAGAGAAAGGCCGACAUAGAUGAAUUAAUAGCAAAAGCUGAGAGGAAGUAUUGCUUUGGAUGCUGUCCUAAUCCCAAGGCUCUCUAUGAUCUUAGUGAGAAAGCUAAGGAGUAUGCUGCAGAUGUUGAUGGACUCACGCAAAGGGUUUUCGAAAGUGUUUCCUACUUUAAUUUUCAGAAACAGGAAAGUAUUGUUUCACGGGAUGAUUUUGUUGACUUUGAAUCAAGAAACAAGGUUUUGGCCGAUAUCAUGAAGGCACUGCAGAGUCCAACUAUUGACAUGAUAGGGGUGCGUGGCAUGCUCGGUAUGGGGAAGACAACGCUGGUGAAAGAGGUUAAAAGAAAAGCUGAGCAAGAGAAAUUGGUUGAUGUGGUGGUCAUGGCUAAUGUGACAAGCAAUCCUGACUUGACAAAAAUUGUAGAGGAAUUGGCACGUGGCUUGGGUAUGUUCCAGCUUCCUAAAGAACUCUCUCUUCGGCGAGUAGCUGAUCGAAUAAAUGAACGGCUGAGAAAAAAGAAUGCGCUUGUUAUUUUGGACGACAUUUGGGGGAAAAUAGAUUUGAAGGAUCUUGGAAUUCCUUCUGGAAGCAAGCAGAAGCGUCCUGUAGCUGAGCAACAGAAUGAGGAGAGCUCAUUAGGAGAAGAACAAAAGGAGUGUAAGGUUUUACUUACAUUCAGGGAACAUAAAGUUCUAUCAGAAAAAAUGGGUGUUAAAAAUGAGAACAUCUUCCAUGUUGACAAGUUGGAAGAUGUUGAGGCUAAGGAGCUGUUUAAGUUGAGAGUUGAAGAUGAUACUGAAAGCUCUCACAGAUCGGAAGCUAUUGAGAUUGUGAAGAGAUGUUGCGGACUGCCGCUUGCCAUUGAACGAAUAGCAAAGGCUUUGAGAGGAAAGGAAGAUCAGCACUGGAAUUCUCUAUUGCAAGAACUUAAAGCCUCUAGGGAUGGAGAAUAUGCUGUUGUUCGUUUAGCUAUUGAGUUCCAUUUUAGUCAGUUGGAAAGAGAAGAACUUAAGCAAACUUUCUUGCUUUGCUGUCUAAUGGGCCAUAACGCAUCCAUUGAAGACUUAAUGGAGUAUGGUACUGGCUUAAAAUUAUUCCCAGAAUUCAACAAAAUAGAGGAGUUCCGAGAUGCAGCACUCGCUUUGGUGAAAAAUCUCCGAGACUCUUCUUUGUUACUUAAUGGUCCUACCAAUAUGCAGUUCGACAUGCAAGAUGCUGUCCAAGAUGCUGCCAUAUCAAUUGCUUCCAGGGAUGGAGAAGUGUUAUCUUCCAAAGAUGAAGAUGCAGCAGCGGUGUGGCCAGACGAGGAGGCAAUAUCCGCAAAACUCAAGUGGAUUUAUUUGCCAAAUGCUGAUAUUAGUCAACUUCUUCGUGAGUUGGAGUUGCGGGGCAAUUCCGAAGGAGGGUAUAAACAGGUACAAUGUCCUCAGCUUACUUUCUUUCAUUUGUCUAACAAGUAUCCUUCUUCAGAAACUGCAGUCCCAGCAGACUUUUUUGAGGGAAUGAAAAACCUCGAAGUCUUGAGUUUGACUAAGAUGCAUUUCUUGUCGAUGCCUCAAUCAAUUUCCCUCCUAACAAAGCUUCGAACAUUGCGUCUCAAUCAAAGUAAGUUAGGAGUACUAGAAGGCUUGGGGGAGAUCAUAGGAAAGCUGAAGAAGUUACAAGUCCUCAACCUUGCAGGAUGUGAUAUUACUGAGCUGCCAAUGGAAAUAGCAUGCUUGACGAUGUUAAAGUUGCUAGACAUGAGUGAUUGUACUAACCUUAAAGUAAUUUCACGGGAUAUCUUGUCCAAAUUGUAUAGACUAGAGGAGCUAAAAAUGGCCAACAGCUUUGACCAGUGGCAGUUUAUGGAGCAGCAUGAAAAUCAAAAUGGAAAUGCUAGCCUUGCUGAGUUGAAGGUUUUGCAGAAAUUGACUACUUUAGAAGUUUGUAUUAAUGAUAUCCCAAUGAUCCCAGAAGGCUUGUUUAAUGCAGAACUGAAAAGAUACAAGAUUUUUGUAGGAGAUUUGUGGAAGUACCGGGACAGUUCUUCUGAAAACACAAAAAUAUUGAAGUUAGAAUUGAAGGCAGGCAGUUCUCAUACUUCAGCUACAAAGUUAUUAAAAAUCUCUGAAGAACUACAUCUAGAGGGAUUGCAUGGUGUUAAGAAUGUGGUUUAUCAAUUAGACAAUGAAGGUUUUCAAAAACUAAGAUAUCUCUAUGUUCGAAAUGCUCCAGGGAUUCAGUUUAUGAUUGACUCAGAGAGGUUGGUGUGUAGCAAUGCAUUUCCAAUCUUGGAGGAGUUGGUUCUUCAAAAUUUGACAAAAAUGGAAAAGAUAUGUCGUGAUAUGGGAGCAACAUCUUUUAACAAAUUAAGAAUCAUAAGCAUUGAAUGUUGUCAUCAGCUCAAGAAUUUGUUCUCCUUCUAUGUAGUAAAACAGCUUCUCCAACUCCAAGAAAUUAGUUUGAAAGAUUGUGAGAAAAUUGAAGAGAUUGUUGCUGAGGAGGCACAAGUAACCGUUCAUGAGAUUGAGGAAGCAGCUACAAAAAUUGAGCUUGGCCAAGUACGAUCCUUAAGAUUUGAAAAACUGCCAAACUUUGUUAGUUUUUGCCAAGAAGAGAAUAACCCGAUCACAAAUCAAGGAGGGAGUCAGUUAACAAGCUCUAGAUGCAUGUCACUUUUCAAUGAAAAGGUUGUGUUUCCAAUGCUGGAGGAGUUGGAAUUCACUGAGAUUAAGAUCGACAGGAUAUGGAACACUUUAGCAACGCCUUAUUGUGUUCAGAAACUUACGAAAAUGAGUAUUGUGUCCUGUAGUGAUUUAAAAUAUCUAUUCUCUUCCCCUCUGGCUAAAGGUUUGGACAAGCUUGUGCACCUUGAAAUAAAAGAUUGCAAGACUUUGAGAGAGAUUAUCACCAUGGAGACCGGUCGAGAAAUGGGUAAUUGUGAUGUUAAAUUCUCAUCGUUGAAGCGAUUGAUUAUAAUAAACUGUCCGGAAUUAAUGGAAUUCAUGGUCAUGGUUAAAUCUACGAACACAAAUGAAGCAGAUGACGCACGGUGCUUCUUCAAUGAACAAGUUGCGUUUCCCAGCUUGGAGAGCUUGAUUCUCUGUCAUUUGAAAAACUUACAGAUAAUAUGGCACAACCAACUCUCUCCGGAUUCCUUUUGCAAACUAAAAGAGUUGAUUGUUAGAGGUUGUGAGAAUUUAAUGACAAUUUUUACAAAAGAUAUACUGGGAAGUUUCUUUGAAUCCAUAGAGAAGUUAGUAAUUGAUUAUUGUGCUUCAGUAGAAGAGGUGUUUAAAGUGGGAGAGCUUAUAAACCUCAAAAAAUCAGGACAAACCCAGUUGAGAAAUUUGUGGAUUUAUGGUCUGCCGAAUUUGAAUUUGAAGCAUGUGUGGAAUGAGGAUCCCGAAGGAAUUCUCACUUUUCAAAAUAUGGAAUCGGUAAUUGUUCGGAACUGUCCCAGUAUCAAAAAUGUGUUUCCAAUUUCAGUAGCAAAAGGCCUUAAACAACUCCAAAAGCUACAAAUAGAGUUGUGCGGGGUGGAGGAAAUUGUUGCAAUGGGGCGUCGAGGAACAGAACCGAUGGUUAAGUUUGUGUUUCCUCGACUGUCGAACCUCAAACUCGUGCGACUACGAAGACUCAGAUAUUUUUAUCCAGGAGAACACAUAACGCUUUGGCCAGAGUUAAAAGAGUUGGAUGUUUUCGACUGUAGUCAUGCUGAUGAAGCGCAGAAAAGAAAGGAGCAUGGUCGACCUGAUUUCCCCAUUCGACAGCCAUUUCUCAACAUGGAAGAGGUAUGGGCCAUGUUAUUGUUGGAUAUAACUGGACUUAUGAGGACUCUGCAGUGGAAGAGAGGAGAGUUUGGAGACUAUAUUUCUCUGUAUUUACUUCAUUGAAAAUGAGAACUUACAAAGUUAUUUAUAGAUAAAUUAUAAACACUGGUUCUUCCCUAGUUAACUGGUAUACAUGAAUCCCAUUCUUCUAGGUACAUUAUUAAAUACUAUUCAUACCA
Messenger RNA from Rubroshorea leprosula, 4384 nucleotides. NCBI's taxonomy places the organism in Eukaryota, Viridiplantae, Streptophyta, Magnoliopsida, Malvales, Dipterocarpaceae. The record is from the annotation of a GenBank genome assembly.